Messenger RNA from Magallana angulata, 2002 nucleotides. Its product is annotated as dihydrolipoyllysine-residue acetyltransferase component of pyruvate dehydrogenase complex, mitochondrial-like. Gene Ontology annotation, biological process: pyruvate decarboxylation to acetyl-CoA. Gene Ontology annotation, molecular function: dihydrolipoyllysine-residue acetyltransferase activity. The transcript has 12 exons. Gene Ontology annotation, cellular component: pyruvate dehydrogenase complex. The record is from RefSeq and is a predicted model, not a curated record. Bases 2 to 1630 code for a protein of 542 amino acids. Lineage: Eukaryota; Metazoa; Mollusca; Bivalvia; Ostreida; Ostreidae.
UAUGAAUCAGUCAUUAAUUCGAAACUUACGUAUCAGAACAACUUCCGCUGACAUUGAGUAUCUUCUGAGUUUGACGGCGCAGAGACGGCAAUCCGAACUUGCCAUGCUUCGUCCACAGAGCCUUACACGGGUGUUAACAAAAUGCAGGCGAUCAAGUUCGUUGCCGUUAAGGACGUUCUCUUCAAGAUCGGUAGUUUUCUCAAGGGGCAUUAGCAAACUGAGGGGGUGUUCUCAAAUUUCAAAAGGAAGUAAUCUUUUAAGAAUAUCAGAGAGCAAUGUAUUCAACAGAUAUUACAGCUCCGAAGAUUUACCUAGCCAUGUUAAAGUAGUGCUCCCUGCCCUGUCUCCCACUAUGGAGACAGGGACGAUCAGUAAAUGGCAGAAGAAGGUGGGGGACAAGGUGUCAGAGGGGGACCUGCUGGCUGAUAUAGAAACAGACAAGGCCACAAUGGGGUUCGAGGCAUCUGAGGAGGGAUACAUUGCCAGGAUCUUUGUAGAGGAAGGAACUAAGGAUAUUCCUAUUGGAAAGCUACUGUGCAUAAUAGUGGAAGAGGAAGGUGACGUCGAGGCCUUCAAGGACUACGUACCAAAACCAGAAGAUGACCAGCCACCAGGUGGCCUUCCAGAAGCUUCUAAACCUGCCCCCACACCACCCCCUCCUCCCAAGGCAGCACCCCCUCCACAACCCCCCAAGGCAGCAACCCCACCUCCUCCCCCUACCACCCCCCAACCACCAGCCCCGGUGGCAGCUUCUGCACAACCUGUGUCAGGGGGUGGCAUUCCAGCGACACCAUUUGCUAAAACACUGGCCGCUGAGCGAGGGGUGGAUCUUGCUAUGGUUACAGGAACUGGUCCAAAUGGAGUCAUUCAGGCGGACGAUGUCCUGCGAUUCCAAGCACCUGCCGUACCCUCUGUUGUAGUCACACCUGGGGCAGAGUACACCGACAUUGAACUCACCGGCAUGAGAAAGACAAUAGCCAAGCGGUUGUUGGAAUCUAAACAAACUAUUCCUCACUAUUACCUCACAAUAGAUGUCAACAUGGAAAAUGUCAUACAAUUAAGAAAAGAACUAAAUGAGGUUCUUUCGGGAGAUAAAAUUAAGCUUUCUGUAAAUGACUUUAUAAUCAAAGCCUCGGCACUGGCAUGUAAGAAAGUACCGGAGGCAAACUCCGCCUGGCAAGGGGAUUUCAUCAGGCAAUAUAACUCUGUGGACGUCAAUGUUGCCGUAGCUACUGAUGCUGGCCUAAUUACCCCAAUAGUUAGCAGAGCUGAUAUAAAAGGACUUUCCAAUAUCAAUCAGGAUGUCUUAUUAUUAGCUGCUAAAGCAAAAGAGGGAAGGUUACAGCCACAUGAAUUUCAGGGUGGAACCUUCACAAUCUCUAACCUAGGAAUGUUUGGCAUUAAAUCUUUUUCGGCAGUCAUCAAUCCUCCACAGGCAUGCAUUUUGGCUGUUGGUGGAGCAGAAAAGAGACUCAUUGUUGAUGAAGACAGCAAUACAGGGUACCGCGCGGCCAGCAUGAUGUCGGUAACCCUCAGCUGUGACCACCGCGUGGUAGAUGGUGCAGUUGGAGCUCAGUGGCUAGCAGAGUUUAAGAAAUUCAUGGAGAAACCAGAAACCAUGCUGUUAUAGCUGCCAUUAGUGAGAGGACUGGAAGAAUCAUUGUAGUGCUAGGGCCCCCUACAUCUAGGAGUCCUUAAUACUCUAACAAAUUUUCCUGGUGACAGAGAUUUAACAUGCUGUACACAAUCUGUGAAGGAAUCUCAGAUGAAAUGAAAUUGUUGUUGAACUAUGUUAAGAGUUUUUGUUUUGUUUUUUAAUCAAGUGCUGUUGGAGACCUAUAUAUACAUUUACGUGUAUUUAUUUCAUUUUUGUGUCUAAGGAUGAAUAAUGAGUUUGAGAUAUACAAAGUUGAGUUAUGGUCAAGCCAUAUAGUAUUUACUCUGCAUUGUUUUUAUGUAAAAUUCAUGGAUAAGUAGAAAUUAAUAAAUGUACAAAAUUGUU